AUGGGCGGGCUCUUCAAUCAAUUCACUACGAAUGUGGAAAGCCUUGUCAAGGGCACUGUGGAUAAUAUAGUGGAUUGUUUUGAUAAGUUAUUCGGAGGUAUGAACGGAAAGAAAAGAGGACCGCAUAGCACACUACCAGAUCCGUACAUAACAAAUACGACUACAACAAGCACAACAAGUACAACAACAAGCACAACAAGUACAUCAACAAGCACAACAAGUACAUCAACAAGCACAACAAGUACAUCAACAAGCACAACAAGUACAACAACACCAACGCCGAGCACUGUUGCCGCCGGUGCUGGUGGUGCUGGCAGGAAUUGGGGUAUGGGCGGGCUCUUCAAUCAAUUCACUACGAAUGUGGAAAGCCUGGUCAAGGGCACUGUGGAUAAUAUAGUGGAUUGUUUUGAUAAGUUAUUCGGAGGUAUGAACGGAAAGAAAAGAGGACCGCAUAGCACACUACCAGAUCCGAACAUAACAAAUACGACUACAACAAGCACAACAAGUACAACAACAAGCACAACAAGUACAUCAACAAGCACAACAAGUACAUCAACAAGCACAACAAGUACAUCAACAAGCACAACAAGUACAACAACACCAACGCCGAGCACUGUUGCCGCCGGUGCUGGUGGUGCUGGCAGGAAAAAUGAUGUGCAUAGACCUGAGGCAGCAGAUCACACACUGAUUGUGUCAAGAAUCACAGUGCUAUCAGUCUCUGAGUUCGAGGAGACCUCAGCUGGGUUUAACGAUGGUCUGGCUACUGAUUCCAGAGCUCAUUCUAGGCAGGUGGAACUAGAAGGUCGUGGCCGUUCCGAUGACACUUCUGAAUCUGCUUGCACGUUUCAGGGGAGAAGCGGUAGGAAGACCAAUGGCGGCUCGUGCAAGCUUGAUUUGGGAGCAUCAGGCUCAUUAUUUGAAAUGUUUGCUGGCUGUGUAAAUGGAAAUGAGAAUAGGAAAAGCACAUCGUAG
Rhagoletis pomonella (apple maggot) is the source of this 972-nucleotide messenger RNA. Its product is annotated as integumentary mucin C.1-like. The coding region runs from base 1 to 972 and encodes 323 amino acids. The transcript is spliced from 5 exons. The record is from RefSeq and is a predicted model, not a curated record. NCBI's taxonomy places the organism in Eukaryota, Metazoa, Arthropoda, Insecta, Diptera, Tephritidae.